Heteronotia binoei (common prickly gecko) is the source of this 1712-nucleotide messenger RNA. RefSeq names its product opioid receptor kappa 1 (gene OPRK1). Gene Ontology annotation, cellular component: neuron projection; membrane. Bases 16 to 1158 code for a protein of 380 amino acids. Gene Ontology annotation, molecular function: neuropeptide binding; dynorphin receptor activity. The transcript is spliced from 3 exons. Lineage: Eukaryota; Metazoa; Chordata; Lepidosauria; Squamata; Gekkonidae. Gene Ontology annotation, biological process: sensory perception of pain; neuropeptide signaling pathway; G protein-coupled opioid receptor signaling pathway. The record is from RefSeq and is a predicted model, not a curated record.
CUGAACCUGGCCUCUAUGGAAUCCCCAGUGUACAUUUUUCGUGAGGAACCAGGCCCCACUUGCUCCCCAGGACUAUGUCUGCUUCCAAGCAGCAGCAGUAGCAACUGGCUCCUAGACUGGGCUGAAUAUGGCAACAAUAACAGUGGCAUGUAUGAGGAUUUACAGCAGAACAACACUAAUAUCUCCCCAGCUAUUCCUAUAAUUAUCACUGCUGUCUAUUCCAUGGUCUUUGUGGUUGGCUUGGUUGGCAACUCUCUAGUAAUGUUUGUCAUCAUAAGGUAUACAAAGAUGAAGACAGCUACCAACAUUUAUAUUUUUAACUUGGCUCUGGCUGAUGCCUUAGUUACCACAACAAUGCCUUUCCAAAGCACAGUGUACUUAAUGAACUCGUGGCCAUUUGGGGAUGUGCUGUGUAAGAUAGUCAUUUCCAUUGACUACUACAACAUGUUUACCAGCAUAUUCACGCUGACCAUGAUGAGUGUGGAUCGAUACAUUGCUGUGUGCCACCCUGUGAAGGCUUUGGAUUUCCGUACCCCUCUGAAGGCAAAGAUCAUCAAUAUCUGCAUCUGGCUAUUAUCUUCAUCAGUGGGCAUAUCAGCCAUUGUUCUUGGUGGCACAAAGAUCAGAGAAGGCAGUACCGAGUGUUCACUGCAGUUUCCUGAUGAAGACUAUGUCUGGUGGGACAUCUUUAUGAAAAUCUGUGUCUUCGUUUUUGCAUUUAUUAUCCCAGUGCUGAUUAUAGUAGUUUGCUAUACUCUGAUGAUUCUGCGCUUGAAGAGCGUGAGACUUCUUUCUGGCUCUCGGGAAAAAGACCGAAACCUCCGCCGCAUUACCAGAUUGGUUCUUGUUGUAGUUGCAGUUUUCAUUAUCUGCUGGACUCCAAUCCACAUUUUUGUAUUGGUUGAGGCCCUGGGGGAUGUAUCCCACAGUACUGCAGCCAUUUCCAGUUAUUAUUUCUGCAUUGCUUUGGGCUACACUAAUAGCAGUCUCAAUCCCAUCCUUUAUGCUUUUCUGGAUGAAAACUUCAAACGUUGUUUUAAAGAUUUCUGCUUUCCUUUUAAGAUGAAGACAGAUAGACACAGCACCAAUAGAGUCAGAAACACAAUCCGAGACCCUGCUUAUCCAGAAGAGGUUGAUGGGACAAACAAACCAGCAUGACUAGCCGUGGAAAUGUCAUCUUACUGUCCUCCAGGACAAGAUGAGUCCAAUGACCUUGGACUAACUCAGAUAACUACUGCAUUGUGAAAUGGACAAUAAUAGACCUAUUUGAUGCCAUGUAAGAAAUUCCACAAUCUGAACUGAUAUAUCACCACUGCUGGUAAUGAGGGUUUCUUCAAAUGUACUUUUGGAUCAUAUUAAAAACAUCUUUGUACAUAGCUGCAUAUCAAUUUUGGGAAGAAAAAGCAGAGGAAGCUCUUUGUUAUGCUAAUGUCUUUGUGGAAAGGGAAAUCUAUUUUUCUUAUUCUAUCUUUCUGCUGCUGCUUAGGUUCUGGUUGGAAAUGAUAGUGUGGCUUUCAGUGACUGGUAAAAAAAUCAGCUAAAGUGUAAUGAUCUUUUAUUAUACUGUAUUAUAAGAAAAGGUGUUAGUUCUGAGCUUAUAAUACCUGCUAAAACUGCAAAAUCAACAUUUUUCUUACAGCCUAUGUAUGCAGUGUGUAUUUCCAGAUAUCUACACAGCCAUGAAUCAUAUAGUAGAUUAUGGAAACUAGUCU